AUGCCCCCCUCCCUCGAACAAGACCCCUCCUCCUCCCUCGUCGCCCCAACCCCGGAACACUGCCCCGGCCCCGAGUCCCAACAAGCCGGCACUGCGGCCUCUUGCGCCGGCUGUCCCAACCAACAAAUCUGUGCCUCCGCCCCGAAAGGCCCGGACCCCGACCUGCCGCUCAUCGCGGCGCGUCUCGCGCGCGUGAAACACAAGAUCCUGGUUGUGAGUGGCAAGGGCGGCGUGGGGAAGAGCACGCUCACCGCGCAACUCGCGCAGGUACUGGCGGGGGGAAACCCCGACCUCACGGUUGGGGUGAUGGACACAGAUAUUUGCGGGCCGAGCAUACCCAAGAUGCUGGGGGUAGAAAAUGAGACGGUUCAUGUUAGCGGGGAGGGAUGGGAGCCUGUGUGGGCGGGGGAGAAUUUAGCGGUUAUGUCGAUUCAGUUUAUGUUGCCGAAUAGGGAUGAUGCGGUUAUUUGGAGGGGGCCGAAGAAGAACGGGAUGAUUAAGCAGUUCCUGAGGGAUGUCGCGUGGGGGGAGCUGGAUUUUUUGGUGGUCGAUACGCCACCGGGGACGAGUGAUGAGCAUUUGAGUGUUAAUACUUUUCUGAAGGGGUGUGGAGCUGGAUUUGAGGGCGCGGUGGUGGUCACCACGCCGCAGGAGGUCGCGUUGCUGGAUGUGAGGAAGGAGAUUGAUUUUUGUAGGAAGGCUGGGAUUAGAGUGUUGGGAUUGGUUGAGAAUAUGGCGGGGUUUGUGUGUCCUAAGUGUCGAGUCGAGAGCGAGAUUUUUAAGGCGACCACGGGAGGGGGGAAGGCUCUGGCGAAGGAGAUGGGGGUGCCGUUUCUUGGGUCGGUGCCGCUGGACCCGAGACUGGGCAUGGCAUGUGAUUAUGGGGAGAGUUUUCUUGACUCGUUCCCGGAUAGUCCUGCUUGUGCGGCGCUCAAGAAUGUUGUUAAGGGGCUGAUGGAGCAGAUUGGGCUGGAUCCGAGCGAGGUUGUGCCAGAGGGUUAA
Messenger RNA from Thermochaetoides thermophila DSM 1495, 1002 nucleotides. RefSeq names its product cytosolic Fe-S cluster assembling factor nbp35-like protein. The record is from RefSeq and is a predicted model, not a curated record. Gene Ontology annotation, molecular function: 4 iron, 4 sulfur cluster binding; ATP-dependent FeS chaperone activity; ATP binding. Gene Ontology annotation, cellular component: cytosol. NCBI's taxonomy places the organism in Eukaryota, Fungi, Ascomycota, Sordariomycetes, Sordariales, Chaetomiaceae. Bases 1 to 1002 code for a protein of 333 amino acids. The transcript has a single exon. Gene Ontology annotation, biological process: iron-sulfur cluster assembly.